Physella acuta is the source of this 2007-nucleotide messenger RNA. RefSeq names its product DBH-like monooxygenase protein 1. The record is from RefSeq and is a predicted model, not a curated record. Gene Ontology annotation, biological process: norepinephrine biosynthetic process; octopamine biosynthetic process; dopamine catabolic process. Gene Ontology annotation, cellular component: secretory granule membrane. Gene Ontology annotation, molecular function: copper ion binding; dopamine beta-monooxygenase activity. NCBI's taxonomy places the organism in Eukaryota, Metazoa, Mollusca, Gastropoda, Physidae.
CCUUACAUCACUAGUGUACCGGCGUGACCAACCGCUACCCUGCAACUACAGCACUAUUUAAACUAAACCCUUUACAGAAAACAACAGACUCUUCGCUCUACCCGAAAGUGAAGACCAGAGAGAUGAUGCUGUACUGUGUUGUGUUGUUCACCACCGUGGUGACGUUAUGUCAUGGGCUGUACGUUCCCCCCGCACCCCGUGCUGAUGGACCGCUGGCGACAGACACAUACAACUACCACGAAGUUCUAGACGACAACUACCAUCUGUACUGGAACUUCAACUCUACACACAUCUUGUUCAAGGCCCAGGUCAGGACUAAUGGCUACAUUGGUUUCGGGAUUUCCCCAAACGGCGCCAUGACACACUCUGACGUCGUCAUUGGCUGGGUGAAAGAUGGACAAUCCCAUUUUGCUGACCGUCACGCCGAAGGAAACUUCUUGCCUGCUAUUGAUGCCAUCCAGGACUGGAGUCUGGUCUCAGCUGCUGAAUCUGGGGAAUACACGACCUUGAUCUUUGUCAGGAAACUCGUCACUUGUGACCCUGAUGACCUGCCCAUCACUAACGGCACUACCCGGGUUAUUUUUAGCUACAACCCGAACGACCCAGCCUCCGAUACCACGGUCAUGUACCACGGGUCGUCCAGACGAGGCGUCAAGUCCAUUUUGAUGCUGGACCCGCCUUCAAGCGAGGCCAACCAGAAACCACUGCCCGAUGACGUUGUGACCUUUGACUUCAUGAAUAAUAAUUUUACCGUACCAGCCAAGGACACCUACUACAGGUGUACGAUUGUCAAAUUACCUGACCUGGGUGGGAAACACCACAUGUUCAAGUACGAGCCCAUCAUCCAGGCCGGCCACGAGCAGCUUGUCCACCACAUCCUGGUCUACUACUGCCCGGGGAAGCUGGACGACAAGUUUCUGGACGUCUCCUACAUGUGCUAUGACGAGACCCCAGACAGGGAGCUGGACAAAUGCGAGCCGGUCAUGAUCUCAUGGGCAGUGGGGGGUCGGACUUUCAACUUCCCAGACAAUGUAGGUUACUCUCUUGGUGCACCCAAUGAUCCCGUCUAUUUCAGACUCGAAACUCACUACAACAACCCGGAUAUUAGAUCAGACUUUGUGGACAACUCUGGAAUAAGGAUCUACUUGACGAAACAGCUGAGGCAGUACGAUGCUGGACAGAUAAUGACAGGGUACACCGUUGACCCUUACCUGCUGAUCCCACCUUAUGAAAAAAGUUUCAUCACCUCUGGGUACUGUUCCACCGAAUGUUUAGGAAAGGGUGUUGGAGAUACAGAGAUAAAAGUCUUCGCCAACUUCCUACACGCUCACCUUCUGGGGAGGAAAAUACGAACACGUCACUUCCGGAAUGGCGUGGAGUUACCUACCAUCAUGGAAGACAACAGCUACGAUUUUAACUAUCAAGAGACCCGGAUGUUGAAGGAGGAGCGAGUGAUUAAGAAAGGCGACUUGCUACUAGUCGAGUGCGACUAUGACUCUUCUGAUCGGACUGCCGUCACUUUUGGUGGUUUGAAGACGACAUAUGAGAUGUGUUUAUCUUUCUUGAUGUACUAUCCCAAGGUUCCCAUUUCAAGGUGCUUAACCAGAACUGACUUCAUGGCACCCUUCAAUGAUGAGAACUACUUCAAUCAGAUCAACCAAAUGGACUGGACUAACGCUACUGUAAGGUCAGAGUUCAAGCGAUUGACUGACAGCUUUGGUAUGCUUGACACCUGUUUGUUGGAGUUUGCUGGACAAAGCAAUUACACUUGGAACAAAGCCCCACGACCAUCCGUUACUCAAGAAUUUCAGCCACCCAACCCGUGCGCGAUCUAAUCCUGGCUGCACCGGAGCUUGAUCUUCUUGACAAACAUAUUGUUAUUUCACAAUCCAUUUUUUAUAAAGUUUUUACGUCUUGGUUCUUUAUCAUUUUAAACAUAUAUAUUUUAUAAUCUGCAUUUUUUAUCUCAUUUUAUAUUUGGGAGUUUGACCACAAUAAACUACUUUU